Molecule: messenger RNA, 1890 nt
Organism: Diorhabda sublineata
Lineage: Eukaryota; Metazoa; Arthropoda; Insecta; Coleoptera; Chrysomelidae
Exons: 2
Coding region: 106-639 (177 amino acids)
Source: RefSeq, a predicted model, not a curated record
AACCACAAAAUGUUCGUUUUAUUUUAUAAAAAGUAUAUAAGAAAGUAUUUUAAUUAAAAACGCGCAGUAUAUUCUUAUCAGAAUAUAGAAAAAAAAAUUGAAAAUAUGUUUUUCGUGAAGUCACUUUUGGUAUUAUUUUUGAUUGAAUAUUGUAGUUCUGCACCUCACCUAGUUGACUGGAAUGACGUGGGUAGAAAAAUCAACGAAUUUCGAAACAAAAUCUCGACUGUAGCACAAGGAGCCUGCGGUUUUGUGAACAAUUUACCGAACAACAACAUUCCUGGUUAUCCGAAUUUCCAACCACCUUACAACAAUCCUUUCGCGAGAAAUUUCCCACCAUCGUUCGGUCCGCGAUUUCCUUUUAAUUUCCCCCGUUAUUAUCCCUCCCAACAAGUACCGAAUCGAAUCCCUUUUUAUCCAAAAGGCAAAUCUGAACCAGAACCAGCGUUGCCGCUACCAAUUUCAACUACAGCUCCAACAGUAGAAAGUCAAACAACUUUAGAACAGAACGAUUUGAAUAUUAACGAUAAUAAGAUUCCAGAAUUCAUUCCACCAAACGAUGAGGAUAAUUUUGUUGUUACAGAGUAUGGAAACAAUCCCGAAUCUCGAAAAUAUGAUGUCUACAGUGAUAUGUUUUAAAAUUACUCCAAAUAACGUGAAUUAUUAGAAUUAUAGAUCAAUGAAUCGCUUUAUUGGUAACAUACAAUAUUUUCACAUCAUUCAAUAAGUCGUGUGACCCAUUUUUUUACCAAAAAUCGAUUUUAUUCAUCUUCAAAAGCAAUUCCAUCAUUUCAACUCUUCUCUAACUUCUUGAUGCCUUACUUUCUACAUUUAAGCAUUUUUUUGCUAUCAGCGAAUAGCCAAUAGUCACUGGGAACUACAUCUGGACUAUACCGUGGAUGAGGUAGUAAAUUCGUUGAAUUUAACCCAAAAUAUUGAAGACAUAACCUUCCCUAUUGAUUAUUGAGCUAUUAGAAGCUUUGGAUUUGGUUCGCAAGCUGCAGUUCACUCAGAUGAUGAUCGUUUUAAUUCCGAAGUGAAGUUAUGGGUCUAAGUUUGAUUCAUUAUCGCAAAAAAUCUGAUUUAUUACGUGUAAACAUGCCCAAAUACUCCUGUAAAUCAACGACAUGUUGUUUUUAAUCGACUGUGGGUAACGCGUCACUUAGUUUUUUCGUUGUCAAAUAAUCAUGCAUAAUUGUAAACUCAUUACCUUCUGAUAUCUUAACAGCCUCAAUUUACGAUUAAAUAUAACAAAUUUGUUGAUUUUUAUGAUGUUUUCUGUAGUAAACACUUCAAUUAGAAGACCAGAACGUUCACCAUCAUCGGUGUUUGUUUGACCCCGUUUAAAUUCAGCAAACUACAAAAAAAUUAUUGUUUUCCAUAGGCCAGAGUCCGGAUAAAACUUUUCAAACCUAUUACUGAACUUGUACAGUAUUUUUUUCAUAAAAUCCCAUUGUUUUCAAAAUAACAAAACUUUACUUAAAUGGCUGUCAAGACCAAUCGAAGUGUCAUUAAAUUUGACGCAUAGUAUUUCGUACUUCAUUAACGUCAUAUAGAUUUGACAUUGACAGCGUUAUCUGUGUGUCAUUCACGCGAUUUUUAGUGAUGUAAUAUAUAAUAUAAUGCAAAAACAUCACAACAAAAUCAAGUUCUCUUAAAUGGUUGUAAAUUUUUUUUUGACCAAUCGAAAUAUCAUUAAAUUUGACGCGUAGUAUUGUCAAAGUUGGUACUUCAUAAACGUCAUAUGGAUUUGACAAUUUCAGCGCCAUCUGUGUGUCAAUCACCCGACUUAUUAAGUGAUGUUAUAUAUUAUAACCUAUUAAAAUGUAUUUUGAUUAUUUUUUUUGACUUCUGUAAACGUAUAAUAAAUAAAUUAAGUUAUAAAUUUAA